AAAUAUUUAAUUUGUCUUAUAUGCAUAAAAUCUAAAUUUUACAAAUUUUGUAAAUAUUAAUCCAUAAAGUUUCUGGUUAUAAGUUACUUAUUAUGUUACUAAGUAUGUAACUUUAAAAACAAACAUUAAACGAAACAAAUAUAAUAUUUUGUUUUAAAUUGGAAAACACUAUUUUUAGGAACGCCGCUGUAUAUAAAUUACUUUAUCAGCUCUUUUUGCGAUUACGAGUACAACAUUAUGCCGGCUCUCUGUGUCUCUCUUCAUCAUUACAAAGCACUUUCCCAGUUCGUGAAUAAUUAAUUUGUUUACUGCUUUAUCAAUUAGUUUUGUUUUGAUCAUUUUGCCGAGAGAGAAGCAAACACAACAGAAAAAAAAGCUUUGACAAGAAAAAAACUUAUGUUUACCUAUAAGUUUUGUUAUUAUUGCUUUAUCAAAGGAGAAUGCUACAGAUGAUUAAACAUAUGACCCAAAGCUUAGCCAAUAGAGAAAUAUAUAUAGAAGCUUUUCUCUAAUUUGUAUAUACCUCUUGCUUUGGCAAACACUUUUUAGUUCUCAAUGUGCGUUGCACAAAUUAAGUCGAUUAGCACUUCUUACCUACAAAUUCGCAUUUAAGAUGCAGAAUUGUUUUUAAAAACUAGUGUAUUCACAAUUAAAACUGAACUGAUCGCCAUGCUGUUAACACUAGCAUUAUUGGGCGUGGCCCUUUUUUUGGCCUACAGUUUCUACCACAAUUCGUACACCUAUUGGGCCCGAAAGGGAGUUCCUCAUGAGCGGCCAUUGCCUGUGAUUGGCAAUAUGAUGGGAAUCGGGUCGAAAUACCACUUUCGGGACAUCAACCAGAGGAUCUACGAUCAGUUCAAGGGCAAGGCUCCUUUUGCGGGGAUGUUCAUGUUCUUCAAGCGAACCGCCAUGAUCACCGAUCUGGACCUCAUCAAGCAAGUGCUGAUCAAGGACUUUCAUCACUUCCAAGAUCGCGGUCUUUUCAAUAAUACCCGAGAUGAUCCCUUGACGGGUCACCUUUUAACUCUGGAGGGCGAUGCACUGGACUAUCGCCUCAAGAAUGGCAUUAAGCGAAACGACUUUAUGGAUCAGCUUAUAGAGCUGCGAGCAGAGAACCAAAAAGCGGCUAAAAGGGGUCAGGGUAUCGAUCUCUCCCAUGGACUGACCCUGGAGCAAAUGGCUGCCCAGGCCUUUGUGUUCUUUUUAGCUGGCUUCGAGACCUCCUCCAGUACAAUGGCCUUCUGUUUGUACGAACUAGCCCUACAGCCCGAUAUUCAGCAAAAGGUUAGAGACGAAAUAGAAAGUGUUUUGGGACAAAGCGAAAUUACAUACGACGCUUUAGCGGAAAUGACCUAUCUGGACCAGGUUUUGGCCGAAACUCUUCGGAAACAUCCCAUUAUUGCGCAACUUCUGCGUGAAACUAAUCAGAGCUACAAUGUUCCAAAUACAGAGCUGAUCAUCGAAAAGGGAACUACAGUGCUGAUACCAAUACACAACAUUCACCACGAUGCGGACUUGUAUCCCGAGCCGGAACGCUUCGAUCCCACUCGCUUUAAUCCGGAGGAAGUGAAGUCCCGCCAUCCAUUUUCCUACCUUCCGUUCGGCGAUGGACCCCGAAAUUGCAUCGGUUUGCGAUUCGGCAAAAUGCAGGCCAAAAUUGGCAUUGUGUCCCUGCUGAGACGUUUCAAUUUUGGCGUUUCGAAGUUGACUGAGAUUCCCUUGACUUUGGACACGCGCAGCCCCACUUUGUCCACCAAGUACGGGGUUCAUCUGAAAGUUGAACGCAUAUAGGCCGUCUAACGUUACCUCUAACUUAAAAUAAAAGGAAUCUUUACUGAUUUAA
Molecule: messenger RNA, 1843 nt
Organism: Drosophila elegans
Lineage: Eukaryota; Metazoa; Arthropoda; Insecta; Diptera; Drosophilidae
Gene: Cyp6a13
Product: cytochrome P450 6a13
Molecular function (GO): oxidoreductase activity, acting on paired donors, with incorporation or reduction of molecular oxygen; iron ion binding; heme binding
Source: RefSeq, a predicted model, not a curated record